Messenger RNA from Ceraceosorus guamensis, 1604 nucleotides. RefSeq lists its product as hypothetical. The record is from RefSeq and is a predicted model, not a curated record. The transcript has 3 exons. NCBI's taxonomy places the organism in Eukaryota, Fungi, Basidiomycota, Exobasidiomycetes, Ceraceosorales, Ceraceosoraceae. Bases 134 to 1303 code for a protein of 389 amino acids. Gene Ontology annotation, cellular component: membrane.
ACCAGCAUCCCAUCCACCACGACGCGCAUCGCAUCGCACCGCACAUCCGCAUUCUGGUUAUUGUGUGGGAUCUCAUACAUCGCACCAUAUUGAUCUUCAUCUGCACUCGGCACCUUGAUUGAAACAUUUCAAGAUGGUCAAGUCGCUCAAGUAUCAGAGAAAGUCGGAUUUGGUGGAUAUGGGCACCCUUUUGGGUCUCUCCAACCCUUCCGACCUCAAGAGGGACGAUUUGGAAGAUGAGGUCAGGAACGCCUUGCUCUCCAGAAGAGCAGAAUUGCAGAACGAUGAGCACUGGAAACCCAUUUACGGUGCCAUCGAUUCUGGAGAGCGCAGAGCAGCUAGGAGCAGUCUAGGCGCCACCAGUCCCGACUCUGAUGCUUCGGACGACUCUCCUGCUCGCGCCAAGUCUCCCCGCAAGCACUCUGGAGGCCGGGCCAACGGUACCGCUACUCCGCGCAAGACCUCGAGCUCGCUUGCCCAAGAUGCGAGCUCCACCUUCAACAGUUUGACAGCUCGUACCAAGCGCAGCUUCGAAAGUCUCAAGGAUGCAUUCCGAACCGGAGCUAACGAGGCUCGCACUGAAGUCAUUGAAGCUCGCGAGCACGUGGACCACGCCGCACACGGCGUCGCUCACCGCGUCAAGCUUCAACAACGCGCCUUGAUCCGUGGCGCUGGAAACUUGUGGCACAAGGCCGGCGUCUACGCUUCCGAUGCCAACAACCUGACUACGAUAUUCCUUGCUCUCGAGGCCAUUACUCUGAUCCUGUCUAUCCUCCCUACCACCUACUUCGAAUUUGGCAGCCGCGCGAGCGUGAGCAACCUUGUCAAGAGCGGCGGCAAGACCGCUCACAGCACUGUCCCUCACUACGCCAUCACGAUUCCCAAUGCGUGGGCUCUGCUCACCGUCGGAUUUUGGAGGCCCAUCGUUCUGUGGACUCUUUACACUGUCGCCGUCCCUUACAUUCUCGCUCAUCUGAUCACCUUUAGCCGUCGUCGCGACUUCUCGGCGCAAACUUUCACCUUGUCUCGUCUAUUCCUGAUCCUCUUCCUCGUCCGUAUCACUCCUGGACUAUUGCCCAAGCCCGCUCCUGCCGUGCUUGGCGUCGCGGCGGGCCAGACCGCAGCUGCUGCCAACGCUGCAGCCGGAGGCAAGCUGCUGAGUGCCCAGGGCCUCAUUCAACAGUACACCAGCUACGAUUGGGUGUCAGCCGCAAUCUCCCCUGAGCUUCAAGUCCUGGCUGCUAGCGCUGCCGCUGCAUUCGCAAACCUCGAGGCGCUCCACACUCGCCCCCGCGCGGGCUGAGCUCCUGAAGAGCAAGCAUUGGCACAACAAUGGCGCAAGAAAGCGCUUACGCCGUUCGCUGGAAAUGUUGGCUUGCCAUCUCGAAGACCUUUUGCUUUACCUCACAUACCCUUUUCUUUCGGAGCUCGCCCUUUUUGUUCUGCCUGAGUGCUGUGACAGCGAAUCAGCAACAUACUGCCAUUCGCUUCCAAACUCUGCGAUGUGCUACCUUCUCCCUCCCUUCUCGCAACUAUUAUCGCCGCGACGGCGAUCAUGCGUACCCGUCUCGGCUUGGUUCAGGCUUCCAAUAUGUCAGUCUAUG